Molecule: messenger RNA, 3645 nt
Organism: Hydractinia symbiolongicarpus
Lineage: Eukaryota; Metazoa; Cnidaria; Hydrozoa; Anthoathecata; Hydractiniidae
Product: zinc finger protein 585B-like
Exons: 5
Coding region: 65-2614 (849 amino acids)
Cellular component (GO): nucleus
Source: RefSeq, a predicted model, not a curated record
AGCUAACAAGACUCGGGGGCGCGGGUUUAUAUUUAUCUACUUUCAUUCACCGUGCAGAUAAAAAAUGGCGGCAGAUAUGUCUGUGACUUCUUGUGAAGGAGAACUUGAGAAGAAAGAGCUGGCUUUGCCUGAUGGAGAAUAUGAGAUUAAAAUUGUCGACUCAAAAAAAGAUGAGAAUGAAAAAUAUGUCUAUAAAAUCAGUUGGACCAAAACUGCUUGGAAAACCCAGGAGACGUUUCAUGAACAUUAUAAACAUUUGGUCGAUGAAUACUGGGAAAAUAAUGGUAAAGAAAAUGUAUCAAAAUCAUCCUUUCCAACCAAAAGCAAAAAGACAGUCAAUGACAAUGAUGCUAAUGUGAUAGUGUUGCGAAGGGUAGAAUCAGACAUUGAAGACACAGAGAUAUUGGAUAUUUCAAAUCCUCCAGGAGAUGAUGUGGACAGUAAAGAUUGUGUUUCAGAUCAAGAUAUGAUGGCAGUUGUGAAGGAUGAAUUGAGUAUACCAGUUGUAGUUGAACAAGGAUCCAAACGAAAGGGGAGACCUUUGAAAUGGGUAACUCGCAGCAGCGUAGAGACAAACGCUUCAGGUGGAGAUAGCACUGCACUAAGCUCACUUUUAUGUAGCCUGUGUGAUGUGAUUUGCUUGACCAAUAUGGAUUACAAAAAACAUUGGACAGAUAACCAUCCUAACAAACAAAGGACGUUCAAGUGUGAACAUUGCAGUAGAAUAUUUCAAAAAAAACAAAAGUUGAAGGAGCACAUUGUUUGUCAUUCUGGAGAACGUCCCUAUGCAUGUGAUCUAUGUGAUAAAACCUAUAUUUACCAAAAAAAUCUCACUGAUCACAAAAAGAGAAUGCACCCAAAUGUUCCCUGCAGCAUUUGCAACCAGAGAUUUCCCAACCAAGAAUCACUUAAUAAACAUGCAUCAGAUGUUCAUAAUUUGAUUAAUUUGUUCCAAUGUGGACGAUGUAAAGAGUUUUUCAAACUUGCAGACGAGUAUAAGCAACAUACGAAGGAGUGCUCAUCCCAAUAUACAUGUGCUACAUGCCCAAAGUCAUUUGUGAACCGCUCUGACUGCCGAAUGCAUGAAAGGAUUCAUGAUGGAACCAACCCUCAUCAUUGUGAGGAAUGUGAUAAAUAUUUCUUGAAGAGAAGCAAGUUGAUUGCUCACAUGGAAAUCCAUAACAAAAAAGAUUCAAACACAAAUGAAAAUUCAACCACGGACACAGAGGAAGCUCAAUUUGUAUGCGAAACAUGCAACAAAAGUUUCAAGCUUGAGAAGUAUUUGAAAAGCCAUCAGAUCAUCCAUGAGCAAGAGGCAGCGAACGGUGGCAGACUUCUCAAAUUUGUAUGUAAAACCUGCUACAUUUCAUAUGAUAGGUUAACACACUUAAAAAGACAUUUGCAAGAAUCGACUUCAUGCUUUUCAGUUGAGUGUUCUAUUUGUAAUCAGAAAUUUCAGAGUAAGAAAAGGCUGUCUUCGCAUGCUAAGCUUCAUACAGACCGUAAGAGCUUCAAAUGUGAAACAUGCCAACGGGCCUUUGGACACAAAACAGACUUGCUAAAACAUGAGAGAAGCCAUUCUGUUGACAAACAAUUUUCUUGUGAAUUAUGUGAUAAAAAGUUUCUAGAAAAGUGGUUACUAAGAGCUCAUAUGGAAUGGCAUACCACUGGUCGACAUCCUUUCCAAUGCCCAAUCUGUGACAAGAUUCUUGGUAAGACAUCCAAGCUUCAAGAACACAUUAGAUGUGUUCAUUUUAAAGAAAGAGAUUAUAUCUGUGACACAUGUGGGAAAGAGUAUUCCAGCAAAACUGACCUGCUGAAACACAUCAAACUGCACGAAGACGAGAAUGAAGGUGGUAAUUUAAAGUGCGAGAUAUGUCAAGCUGAUGGUUUUACUGCAGCGACGCUUGAAGAGCAUCAUUUUGUUCAUAUGCGUGUUCAAAUGAACUCAGGUGAAGUGCUGGACUUCGACAACGUUAACCAAAAUCGAGAUUUUUUUGGAAAAGAAAAUUCAUCGGACGGUGAUGAAGAUGAAGAUGUGGAAAUGCAAGAGGGUGAGAUUCUGAUAGCACCUCGGUCACCUGCUGACCAAGCCGAUGUUGCUGACCAAAAUGCUAAAGUAAAAGUCAACCCUGUUCCAGCAGUAAAUUUCCCGUUAACAUUAGCCUCUCCUGUUGUUUGUGGAGAAACAGACAUGGAAGGUGUGUCCGCUGAACCUUCUCCUCCUGUUGAACCACAAGAAACAAACACAGUGGAAGAGCAAGCAGCUAUUAUCCAAAAGUUAAUUUUGGCAGCACAAGAGGAUAUUGCACAAUCUAACGCUAAUGAGAACCCAAUAGAUGCCUCCGAAACAACUGUUGACGAGCAAGCAAUGGAUAAUGGAAAUGUACAAAUUAUAACUACAACCAUGCAACAAGAUCCAAUGCAACCAGAGGAAGAAACGAAUGUACAAAUUGUGACCUCACUCCCCAGUCAAAUAGAUGAAUCUGAUAUUCAGAUUGUUACUACGAUACACCUAGAAACAGACAACAAUGCCCCAAUCUCGAACGAGCUUCUACAGCGGACUGUUCAACAGUUGCUUAUGGCUGCUCAGGAAAGCCAGCAGCAACAGUAGCAAUAAAAAGUUGGAUUUUUUGAAAGCUAAAUACUAUUUUAAAGCAUUUUUUGUGGUUUGUUUGUGAUCAUGUAAACAACAUGGAAUAUUUGUUUCCCAUCUGUUAUGCUAAACAAGUCAAGCCAAGUAUAGUCGUGUUUUAUAGCAUAUUGUGUAAGUUUUUGGAUACGUAAAGAAAAAACCGUAGCUGAGCUGGAGACAGGAUUAUUCAACACGUGGAAAAAAUAAACUUUUGCGAAUCUUUUAGAAAUAAAUUUUGAUUGAAUUUAAAUAUUUAACUAAACUUCUCCUUAGAUGGUAUAAUGUUUAUUAUUCGAGGGUAUGCUGAUGUAAAAAUGAAACGUGCUAUGUAGAGUACCUGCUAUUAACCUUUUAUUAAAUUUAUAUAAAAUUAAUUUAGGCCAAUAUUUUUUGUUGUUGUAGAAAUCUUAACCCAGUUCGAAAUAUAAAGUUGUCUUGAAGAUAAUAAAUUUCACAGACUAAAAAAUGAAUAGAAGCCAAGGUGGCCACACCUCCUAGAAUCUCCUCUGCUUCGAUUUUCUUAAAUAAAUUUUGUGAUAAAACUAUUACAUGUAAACUAGCUCUUACAAAGUAAUAUUCUGUAUGUUUUCACGAAAAGUUGUCUAUUUUUUGUUGUUUAAAGUAAUGUUGUUAACAAACAUGAAUGGCUAAUAGUGUAAACAAAAAGUUUCUCAUGCUUAAUUGAUUGAUAUAUAACUUUUCGAGAAAUACAAACUUUCUGAUUUAAAUUUCGAGCAAUAUAGUUAUGUAAAUAUAUUUAUUGGCAUUUAUUUCAUGCUUCAUUUCUGUUUGUUUGUUUUAUUUUAAUUUUACGUGUUACUGAAGAAAUUAAGAGUGUUGUUCUAUAAAUGAAGUAUUAACUGUCUCCUAGUAUAUUGGCCAAUCAAGAUGAAGUAUUAACUGUUUACUAGUAGAUUGACCAAUAAGAUGUGUUAUGCCAUUUUAAAAUUCACAGGCAACUAUAUUUCCCUCUUGGGGACCUAAAAUGUAUAAAAAAUAGUUUUCUGACU